Eremomyces bilateralis CBS 781.70 is the source of this 156-nucleotide messenger RNA. RefSeq lists its product as uncharacterized. NCBI's taxonomy places the organism in Eukaryota, Fungi, Ascomycota, Dothideomycetes, Eremomycetales, Eremomycetaceae. The record is from RefSeq and is a predicted model, not a curated record. The transcript has a single exon. The annotation marks the transcript as partial.
GGCAUCACGCAUGCGUUUGUCGAGGAAUUUAAGAGCGUCGAGGAUAGAGAUUACUACGUCAAUAAUGAUCCGGCCCAUAGCAAAUUCAAGGAGACGCUUGGGCAGGUUUUUGAAAAGGCGCAAGUCAUUGGUUUUACUGACAGGACAUUUACUUAA